This is a messenger RNA of Mercenaria mercenaria, 1943 nucleotides long. RefSeq lists its product as uncharacterized. NCBI's taxonomy places the organism in Eukaryota, Metazoa, Mollusca, Bivalvia, Venerida, Veneridae. Bases 174 to 1145 code for a protein of 323 amino acids. The transcript is spliced from 8 exons. The record is from RefSeq and is a predicted model, not a curated record.
UACUGUCUUAUUUAUAAAACUUUCAGUAUCUUUUAGCGUUUUAUUUCACCUUUUUACGAUAUCAUAUUUUUUGCUUUGCAUGGGUCAUAAUGUCUCUGUAUAAAAUGAAGCUGCCGCAUAUUUUGUCAUGAGCACAGGUUUGGAAUAUUUGAUUAACAAGACCGCAAUAUAAAAUGGCGGAAGCGGAGGUGGCCAGACUGAACGAAAUGUGCAGGGAACAUGCCAGGCUGGAGAGUGAAAUUUCUGAAAGAUUUCAAGCUUUAACUCGAAGAAACAGUAUUGAAGAUAUGCAGACCAGGCUGCAGGUCAUUGUAAGGGAAUAUUCAAAUCAAACGCAAACAUUGGAAAGAAAUGUUGCAACCCUGACAGGCGCAGUACAGACAGCUGAGAGAGAAAACCAAAGGCUUAGAAAUGAAAAUGCUGCACUGCAGGAAAGGUUGCAAGAGGAACAGGAAAGGAGACGCAGGUCGGAGCAGGAUUCCAGAAACACAAUCUCUUGUCUCGAGGCAAAUGUUCAAACGCUCGAAAGACGAAUCCUUACCCUGGAAACACAGCUACAAGAGGCAGCAAACAAUCAGAGACAGCGAGCCGAGUCAGACGCUGAGAGAAUUCGCACCUUAAGAGAGGAGAACGUUGCAUCAAGACGGGAGGUAGAACGAGAGCAAAUAGAACGGAGGCAAGACCUACAAAGGCUUCAGAAUGAGGUGUCGACAAGAGAAAGGACAAUGAAAGAGGCUGAACAGGAAAAUGCCAGACUGAGAGAUAGGUUGGACAGAAUUGAAAAAGAGAACGAGCGAAAGGAUCUAACAAUAGUACAACUGAGGGAAGAAAGUGAGAGUUUAAGAAUAGCAAGAACGAAACUGGAAAUCCAGAUGGCAGAUGCAGAACAACAGUACACCGAAAGAAUAACAGAGGCGGAGAGGGAGUCCUUGAGGCAGGAACAAGAGAUUCUGGACCUAAAGGAAAGACUGGAUGCGGUUAUGAAUACCAUUCAUGACUACAUACGAAAGAACACUCGCACGAGUGCCGAGCUAGGCAGACUUCGUGAGAGGUUGGAUCAUGUUGACCGUGAGCAAAACGAUAACAGAGAGAUGCUUGAACUCGAUUUAAGGCGCUCCAAUAAGGGAAAAUUAGUCCAGUUUUAACUACGCAUCAAAGGCAAAUAUUAGUGCAGUUUUUGAAAGUUGACAAAUCAUGUACGAAGGAAAUAUGAUCCUAGCAAGCUUAGCUUAUUUCAUUUGAAGAAACUUUUACAGGCGAACAUGUCUGUAAGACCGACAACUUUGGGAAAGCUUAAAGCGUUUUUAUUUGCAAAUUAUUUUUAUUUUGGGGCAUAUCGAAAAUGGAACUUGUGGUAUAUAGUGUGAAGUGGCGUAUGUUCAAGGGUAGUCUUAAGCAUGCAAUAGACUUUUUGUAACACAUAAACUAAAAUGCACAUUUCACGUGAAACAGCCGAAAACGGAAUUUUUCUACAGAUACUGAAACUAUCUAAUAAAUGCUGUCUGAUGCAUGUUAGUGUAUAUAAUUAUGCUUUUAUUUUUUGUUUGCCGUUAUUGCAGUGUAGAGGGCGAUCGUGUGUUUAAUAAAUAUAAGUUGUCUGUUUGAUAUCUUUUCUGUUGAUUUUGCUUACAUAGUUAAAUUCGAUCAUUUGUUAAGCCUUUACCUUUAGUAUACAUCCAGUUAUAAAGCAAGAGUCUUUUUUUGUCUUGUGUUUUCUUUCGGCAAGAUAUAGAAAUAAAGAUUCUUGUUGUAAGCUCAGUGCCAAUUAUUAUAUUUAAUUAUUUUUACUUAUUUGUUCUGCUGGUAGGACUGGUUGUUUCCGUUUAGUUAGGUUUUAUUGUUGUUAUUUUUCUUGCAGUUCUAUUCUGUUGUGUUAUGUUUGUCGUUUGUUUUUUAUCUAAGACACAUUUACAUUUAUUAUGUGAAUAAACUGAUAUAUCGCA